Oikopleura dioica is the source of this 795-nucleotide messenger RNA. Lineage: Eukaryota; Metazoa; Chordata; Appendicularia; Copelata; Oikopleuridae. The record is from the annotation of a GenBank genome assembly.
AUGAAAGUUUUUCAAAAAGCCUCAAGUCGAUUUUAUUCAACAAUCUCUGUCGGUCUAAAAGAAAACUAUGGAAGAAUAGCUUUUAAUCGUCCAGAGAAAUACAAUUGCAUCAAUAUCGAUACUUUUCAAGAAAUUCCACUCGCGUUGAGAAAACUUGACGAAGAUGAGAGCGUAAAAUUCGUGGCUUUGACAGGAGAAGGAAAAUUCUACAGCGCGGGAAAUGACAUCAACAACUUCAGCUACAUCUAUGGCAGUGAAGAUGGAACGGAGCUUUCCCGCCAAGUGAUCGACAACUUUGUCAAAGCAUUUAUUGAGUUCAAAAAGCCACUGAUUGCAAUUUGCAAUGGACCAGCUAUUGGAAUAUCCGCUACGACGCUGACUCUGUGCGAUGCUGUUUGGGCCAGCGAAGAUGCCUAUUUCUUGACACCGUUUACUAAGCUUGCCCAAGGUCCCGAGGGAUGCAGUUCAUCAACAUUCCCGAAAAUUAUGGGAUCUUCUCUGGCUAGCGAAAUGCUUUUAUUCAACAAGCAAAUGUCCGCUCAAGAAGCAAAAGAUUGUGGCUUGGUCAGCCGUCUAAUCUCUUCCGAAAACUUCGAGGAGCAAGUCAAUGCGAUGCUUGAAGAAAUUGCUGAGCUCCCACCACAAGCGAUGGUGCUCGGGAAAUCUUUAGUAAAGAAUCAGGCGAAGGUUGAGCAUUUGCUGAAAACAGCUACUGCCGAGAAUUAUGGAUUGAAGGAAAGAUGGGAAUCGCCAGAGUGUAAAGACGCUGUACAAGCCUUUUUCAAUCGAAAAUGA